This is a messenger RNA of Dipodomys spectabilis (banner-tailed kangaroo rat), 3304 nucleotides long. RefSeq names its product OTU deubiquitinase 7A (gene Otud7a). Gene Ontology annotation, molecular function: DNA binding; cysteine-type deubiquitinase activity; K63-linked polyubiquitin modification-dependent protein binding. The transcript is spliced from 14 exons. Bases 404 to 3304 code for a protein of 966 amino acids. Gene Ontology annotation, cellular component: cytoplasm; nucleus. The record is from RefSeq and is a predicted model, not a curated record. Gene Ontology annotation, biological process: protein K11-linked deubiquitination; protein K48-linked deubiquitination; protein K63-linked deubiquitination. NCBI's taxonomy places the organism in Eukaryota, Metazoa, Chordata, Mammalia, Rodentia, Heteromyidae.
CCGCGAGCGGCAGCUGAGGAGGGGGCCGCCGCGAGCCCGGGCGCGAGCGAGCGAGCGAGAGAGCGAGAAACAGCUGAUCUAGGGGGCGGGGGGGGGUUCUUCCUUUAAAGCGAGAGAAAAUGGAAGUCGGGUAGCAGCGACUGCGGCGCUGCGGACGAGCCGGGCGGAGCGGCGCGGCGCGGCAGAGUUCUCAGGGGCCGCUCACCUGCCCGCCUUCACUGAGCACCAAUGGGACAUUUCCAGCAGCGACCGCGCCCUGCCUACCCGGCUGCCUGACUGCCAUUCACCUCUACAGAAUCCAGAGGUGGCAGUGACCAAAGAAGACACUCUCUGGGCCGAAGUUCUAGUGAAUGGAGGGAAGGAAGAAGGCAAUUUCCUAAUUGGUACCCUAUACAUCAGAUGGAUGGUUUCUAGCCUGCUUCCAAACCCCACCUCGGCCGAGUGCUGGGCAGCACUUCUACAUGAUCCUAUGACGCUUGAUAUGGACGCAGUCCUGUCAGACUUUGUUCGGUCCACGGGAGCAGAACCUGGUCUGGCUAGAGAUCUGCUGGAAGGUAAAAACUGGGACCUGACAGCUGCACUAAGCGACUAUGAGCAACUCCGACAAGUACACACAGCCAACCUGCCACAUGUGUUCAACGAAGGGAGGUGUGCCAAGCAGCCCGAGCGAGAGCCAGCCCAGCCUGCGCACAAGGUGGAGAGGCCCUGCCUGCAGAGGCAGGACGACAUCGCCCAAGAGAAGCGCCUUUCCCGGGGUAUUUCCCACGCCAGCUCAGCUAUCGUCUCCCUGGCCCGGUCCCACGUGGCGAAUGAGUGCAACAAUGAGCAGUUCCCCUUGGAGAUGCCAAUCUACACCUUCCAGUUGCCCGACCUGAGCGUGUACAGUGAAGACUUCAGGAGCUUCAUCGAGCGGGACCUGAUCGAGCAGGCCACCAUGGUAGCUCUGGAGCAGGCAGGUCGCCUGAACUGGUGGUCCACUGUGUGCACAAGCUGUAAACGGCUUCUUCCUUUGGCCACGACAGGGGACGGGAACUGCCUUUUACAUGCCGCUUCACUGGGGAUGUGGGGUUUUCAUGACCGGGACCUGGUUUUGCGGAAAGCUCUGUACACCAUGAUGAGGACGGGCGCUGAGCGGGAAGCCCUGAAGCGGAGGUGGAGAUGGCAGCAGACGCAGCAGAACAAAGAGUCAGGGCUGGUGUACACAGAAGAGGAAUGGGAGCGAGAGUGGACUGAGCUACUAAAGCUGGCAUCCAGCGAGCCACGGACGCACUUCAGCAAGAACGGAGGCUCUGGAGGGGGUGUGGACAACUCUGAGGAUCCCGUGUACGAGAGCCUGGAGGAGUUCCACGUGUUCGUCUUAGCCCACAUACUAAGACGUCCCAUAGUCGUGGUAGCAGACACAAUGCUGAGGGACUCAGGAGGAGAAGCAUUUGCACCCAUCCCAUUCGGAGGGAUCUACCUGCCCUUGGAGGUGCCCCCAAACCGAUGCCACUGCUCCCCUCUGGUCCUGGCCUACGAUCAAGCACAUUUCUCAGCCCUCGUGUCCAUGGAGCAGAGAGACCAGCAACGAGAACAAGCCGUGAUCCCCCUGACGGACUCGGAACACAAGCUGCUACCGCUGCACUUCGCCGUGGACCCGGGGAAGGACUGGGAGUGGGGGAAAGACGACAACGACAACGCCAGGCUGGCGCACUUCAUCCUGUCGCUAGAAGCCAAGCUGAACCUUCUCCACAGCUACAUGAACGUGACGUGGGUCCGGAUCCCCUCGGAGACCCGGGCUCCCCUGGCCCAGCCGGAGUCCCCGACGGCGUCGGCGGGGGAGGACGUGCAGUCCCUGGCCGACUCGCUGGACUCGGAUCGCGACUCGGUGUGCAGCAACUCCAACAGCAAUAACGGCAAGAACGGGAAGGACAAGGAGAAGGAGAAGCAGCGCAAGGACAAGGACAAGACCCGCGCGGACUCCGUGGCCAACAAGCUGGGCAGUUUCAGCAAGACGCUGGGCAUCAAGCUCAAGAAGAACAUGGGCGGCCUGGGCGGCCUGGUGCACGGCAAGAUGGGCCGCGCCAACUCGGCCAACGGCAAGAACGGCGACGCGGCGGAGCGCGCCAAGGAGAAGAAGAGCAAGUCGCGCAAAGGCAGCAAGGAGGAGUCGGGCGCGUCGGCGAGCACGUCGCCGUCGGAGAAGACCACGCCGUCGCCCACGGACAAGGCGGCGGGCGCGUCGCCGGCCGACAAGGGCGGCGGGCCGCGGGGCGACGCGUGGAAGUACAGCACAGACGUGAAGCUCAGCCUCAACAUCCUCCGCGCCGCCAUGCAGGGCGAGCGCAAGUUCAUCUUCGCCGGGCUGCUGCUCACCAGCCACCGGCACCAGUUCCACGAGGAGAUGAUCGGCUACUACCUAACCAGCGCGCAAGAGCGCUUCAGCGCCGAGCAGGAGCAGCGGCGCCGCGACGCCGCCACGGCGGCCGCCGCCGCCGCUGCCGCCGCCGCCGCCGCCACCACCGUCACCACCGCCGCCACCGUCACCGCCGCCGCCACCACCCCGGUCACCUCCACCGCCAAGCGGGCGCCGCGCAAGCCGGAGGCCGAGAGCGCGCCGGCCGCGGAGCGCGCGUCGCCGGGCCCGCCGGCCGCGCAACCCACGCAGCUGGUGCUCAAACUCAAAGAGCGCCCGAGUCCCGGGGGCGCGCGGGCGGCGCGGGCGGCGGCGGGCGGGGGCGUGGCCUCCCCGGGGGGCGGCCACCGGCGGGCGGGCGCCAGCGGACCCCUCCCCGGCCGCAGCCCCCCGGCGCCCGCGCGCCAGAGCGUCAUCCACGUGCAGGCCGCGGGCGCGCGGGACGAGGCGUGCGCCCCGGCGGUGGGCGCGCUGCGGCCGUGCGCCACGUACCCGCAACAGAACCGAUCGCUGUCGUCGCAGAGCUACAGCCCGGCGCGCGCCGCCUCCGCCGCCGCCACCACCACCACCCUGCGCACCGUCAACACGGUGGAGUCGCUGGCGCGCGCCGUGCCGGGCACCCUCCCCGGCGUGACCGGGACCGGCCCAGGGACGACCGAUCACAAGUCGCAGACCUACACCAACGGUUUCGGCGCCGGGCGCGAGGGCCUGGAGUUCGCCGACGCCGACGCGCCGGCCGCGCGCUCGAACGGUGAGUGCGGAGGCCGCGCGGGGCCCGGGCCGGCGCAGCGGCGGUGCCAGCGCGAGAACUGCGCGUUCUACGGGCGCGCGGAGACCGAGCACUACUGCUCCUACUGCUACCGCGAGGAGCUGCGGCGCCGGCGCGAGACGCGCGGGGCCCGGCCCUGA